Fusarium poae is the source of this 393-nucleotide messenger RNA. RefSeq lists its product as uncharacterized. Bases 1 to 393 code for a protein of 130 amino acids. The transcript is spliced from 2 exons. The record is from RefSeq and is a predicted model, not a curated record. Lineage: Eukaryota; Fungi; Ascomycota; Sordariomycetes; Hypocreales; Nectriaceae.
AUGGGAGAAAAUGAGUAUGAUAGGGCUUACAAUUGCUGGGCCUCCUAUGCAGCUCUAGACAUUGUCGAUGAUGAACUAGUAAAGAGCAGUACAGGUGUGACCUCGAUUUGCGCUUCCCAUGUGCUUGGAGGCAAGGAACAUGAGAACAAGCACUUACAUAAGCAGCUUGAAGAACUACUAGCAAAGUUAUAUGAGUAUCAGAACCUAUCGAAGAAGUCAUUGGAAAGAUGCAGCGGUGCCCUCGAGGAUGUCGUCUUGAGGGGUUUGAGCAAUAUUAGCGAGGACAAGGUUCUUGCCGUGGUAAACCGAGUGGAUUGGCGUGUCGACCACCCCGACGACGUUAUUUGGGAUGUACCUAAUAUUAGUGUUGAGAGGUUCUGUCAAGUUGACUAA